AUAAUCUAGUAGAGUGCCCUGUGGGGAUUAAUGAUUUUACCAUUUUGAAACUGGCUCACUUUAUACUGCAUGUGGUGUGCCAUGUCCCUAAGCCCUCCAUUUAGAAAUGUAUGAGGAACCUGGGGCUGCAUGUGGAGAGCGUGCCAGGAGACUCUCCAGAGAACCAUUUCAUUCCAUUGAAUUUUAUGGUUACAGGCUUGCAAGAUAUUGACAAGUGCCGCCAGCAACUUCAUGAUAUCAGCGUACCUUUAGAGGUUUUCGAAUAUAUAGAUCAAGGACGUAAUCCUCAGCUUUACACGAAAGAAUGUCUGGAAAGGGCUUUGGCUAAAAAUGAACAAGUAAAAGGAAAAAUUGACACUAUGAAGAAAUUUAAAAGCCUGUUGAUUCAAGAACUGACUAAAGUCUUCCCAGAGGAUAUGGCCAAAUACAAAGCUAUUCGAGGAGAAGAACCUCCUCCUUAAGACUGCCUUUGGAAUAUUCUAAGAUGCUGAAUGUUUUCAUGGAACUGACAAUCUCCUGUUGUGAAAAUGUUGAACUCGUGGGAGGGAGGAAGAACUUAAGUCUUCCUAGUAGGUAUGUUUGUGUAUGUCAUGGUUAUGGAUUGUGAGGGAGCAUGAUUACCACUCACUGUUUUUCAAAAGCAAUUAUAUUUUCCAACAGACUUUUAUACAUCUAAAGAUUGCAUUGAAACUUCCUCUGCUACUGUGGUAUUCUUUCCACAAAAGGUGUUUGAGGCAUGUGUGUGACUAGCAAGCUACUAUACAUAAUUUCCCACACUUCUAGAACGGAAAAGAAUUUUUAAAUAUAUAUUUUGAAUGAUCAAGUGCCAUAAUGUGGAUAAAUACACUUGUUUUGCAAGCUAGUUAUGCUUUAUUAUUGAAAUAGGCUGUAUCCUAUCUCCUGGGGGACAUAAUUGGCCACUGUUAACUAGCUGUUUCAAACCAUUUAUAAAAAUAUGAUUCAGCGGGAUUUUUUUCUAAAUUUCUGUUGAAAUGGAAAUUCAUUGUAAUUGUAAUUGUUGUCAUCCACAACCAAAAAGUCCCCUUCAGUGCUGUGAAUGGAAGGACUGGUGGCUGAGGAUGGAGAAACUGAACAUUUUCAAGAAUGGCAUCCCAGCAGUACUUAUUUUGUACAGUGUUGUUUGAUGUAGUAACAGAUUCUUUGUUAAAUAACUGUCACAUUUUCUUUGAGAAAAAUAUAUAAUAAAGACUUUGAAAUGGA
Molecule: messenger RNA, 1221 nt
Organism: Pelodiscus sinensis (Chinese soft-shelled turtle)
Lineage: Eukaryota; Metazoa; Chordata; Testudines; Trionychidae
Source: RefSeq, a predicted model, not a curated record